Solanum lycopersicum (tomato) is the source of this 555-nucleotide messenger RNA. The record is from RefSeq and is a predicted model, not a curated record. NCBI's taxonomy places the organism in Eukaryota, Viridiplantae, Streptophyta, Magnoliopsida, Solanales, Solanaceae.
AUGUCUGAAGAGCUUGAAGAAGAAUGUCGCGCGGCAAUGCCUCAUGACAAUAUGGAUCUUUCUAAGUUGAUGGUUCAUGCUCAACAAUUAGAGGAGAGUCAGCUAAAGAAGAAAAAUAGGGAUGCUAAGAAAGCAAGAUCUUUUGAAAGUGGUUCCUCUAAGGGUAUGCUUCACAGUCAAGACAAUCCUAGGUUCAAGAAGAUGUUUUCUAAUAAAGUUCCCUCUAAGUUCCCCAAGGCUCGCAAUGAUAGGGUGUAUAACCCUAAAUCUCAAAAGGGAAGAGGUGUUGACUCACCAAGUGAAAAACCAACUUGUGGAAAGUGUGGUAAGAAGAAUAGAGGUGAAUGUCUUGUAGGAUCGGAUAAUUGCUUUGGUUGUGGAAUUAGUGGCCACAAAGUGAGAGAUUGUCCUAAUGUGAGGGGUCAAGAGAAGGGAAACAGCCAAGCUCAAUCAAGUUGUCCUACCUCUGAAGUUCCAAAAAGGAGUCGCUUUUAUGAACUCAAGGCAAGGGGUGAACAAGAGAGUUCUCCCGAUGUGGCGACCUUCCUUUGGUAG